This is a messenger RNA of Phialemonium atrogriseum, 2013 nucleotides long. RefSeq lists its product as uncharacterized. The transcript is spliced from 3 exons. Lineage: Eukaryota; Fungi; Ascomycota; Sordariomycetes; Cephalothecales; Cephalothecaceae. Gene Ontology annotation, biological process: carbohydrate metabolic process. The coding region runs from base 1 to 2013 and encodes 670 amino acids. The record is from RefSeq and is a predicted model, not a curated record.
AUGCUUCCCUCAUUGCUUGGCGACGGCCAGCGGCGGGCGAGGCUGAUAUUCAUCGCAUUUGUCACGACAACCGUCCUUUUCUAUGUGGCCUACCAGUACAGCGCGGACGGUACCCCCUACGAUACUGCGAUCGAUAAUGCAAAAGCCGACCCUGUAAACGAUGCCGCAAACGAUGCCGAAAACGAUGCUCCAGACGUCACUGCAGGAGAUACGGCAGGCGAUACGGCAGGCGAUACGGCGGACGAUACUCCAGCCGAGACCCCCGACGAUACUCCCGACGACAUUGCACCCGGUAUUGUUGACGAAGCCGCGAACGAGGCCGCAAAUGAUGCCACAACCGAUUAUGCAGAUGAUACUGCGAGUCAUAUCCCGGUUACUGAUUGCGUCGACUUCAUACGAUGGAUGAGUUCAAGGCCGGGACCAGAAUCCGAAGGCAGGCGCAAGUUCCCCUACGUCCGUCCUCUGCCCGAAUGCCGGACCUUCAAGCUGCCGUCGCUCGAGGCGCUCCUCGAGAGGAUGAAGGACGUGAUAAAGGACCCCGAUCUGUUCCGCCUCUUCGAGAAUAGCUACCCCAUCACGCUCGAUACAAUGGUCAAGUGGCGGGGAUAUGCGAACAGGACGGACGAGCAGACGCAAAAGACGGUCCAGACGGACGAGGAGCUGACCUACGUGAUAACGGGCGACAUCGACGCCAUGUGGCUUCGCGAUUCGGCCUCGCAGAUCUACUCGUACCUGCCGCUCCUGGAACCAUCCACCGACCCAGACUCGCUCGCCAGUCUCUGGCGCGGGCUGAUCAAUUCGCACGCGCGAUACAUCAACAUUUCUCCGUACUGCCACAGCUUCCAGCCCCCCGUCGAAUCAGGCAUCCAACCAUCUUCCAACGGUGCGUACGCAAACAACAACCCGCAGCCGCCAUACGAUCCCCAGAAGGUGUUCGACUGUAAGUGGGAGCUAGACAGCCUGGCAUCGUUCCUCCAGAUCUCCUCGGCCUACUACCAGGCCACGGGCGACCUCGAAUUCUUCGGCAAGUACAGCUGGGUCUCCGCCGUCGCGGCCGGCCUCAAGGCCGCCGGCGACAUGCGGCUCGGCACGUACGACAAGGACGGCAAGGUCCUGCCCUCGGCGUGGACGUUCACGGGUUACACCAACCGCGGCAGCGAGACGCUGACCAACGACGGGCUCGGCAACCCGAUCCGCGAGAACGGCAUGGUCCGGACCGCCUUCCGGCCGUCGGACGACGCCUGCAUCUUCCAGUUCCUCACCCCGGCCAACAUGAUGUGGGCCAAGUACCUCGAGGAGGCGUCCGUCAUCAUGGAGCGGCUCGACGACGCGCGCGCCGCCAACCUCACCGGGGAGAUGCGCGCCCAUGCCGCCGGCGUCCGGCGGGGCAUCGACCGCGACGCCGUCGUGCGGCACCGCGACUUUGGCGACAUCUUCGCCUACGAGGUCGACGGCUUCGGGAGCGCGAACCUGAUGGACGACGCAAACGUCCCCUCCCUGCUGGCCAUGCCGCUGUGGAACUACUCCAGGUCCGCGUUCGACAAAGGAGAAGCGGGCGGAGAAACGGAAGCAGAAGCAGCAAGCGCGGGCACCGACAAGCCCCGCGACUACGACCUCAUCUACCGCAACACGCGGGCCUUCGUGCUCAGCUCGGCCAACCCGUACUUCGCCUGGGGCCCGGCCAUGUCGGCCGUGGGCGGCCCGCACCUGGGGCCCGGAAAGGCGUGGCCCAUGGCGGCCAUCGUGGCGGCGCUGACGGCGUACGAGCCGGCCUCGGGCCUCGCGGACCCGCGCGACGAGGUGGCGGCGCAGCUGCGCAUGGUGCUCGACUCGACGGCCGGCACGGGCGUCGUCCACGAGACAGUCAGCAGCUGGAGCGCCGACGACUGGACGCGGGCGUGGUUCGGGUGGGCCAACGGCCUGUUUGGCGAGCUGAUCUUGCGGAUCGAGGCCGAUGAGAAGAGGCGCGGGGUCGUCGGGGAGGAGAGCCUGUUGGGGAGGAGCUGGCAGUGA